AUGGGGUCACCGGUUCGCGUCCGAUUGGAUCUCGCGUACGACGGGACGGACUUCGCCGGCUGGCAGCACCAACCGGACCGGGACACCAUACAGCGCCGGAUCGAGGCAGCGGCACGCCGACUCUACCGGCUGGCCCCGAACGAAAGGACACCCGUGGUCGGUGCGGGGAGGACUGACGCGGGAGUCCACGCCGAGCGACAGGUGGCCCACUUCGACGCCCCUUUGGUGAUUCCGCCCGCCGGGAUUCGGGCGGGUUUGAAUGGCCUGCUCCCGGACUCGAUUCGAGUCCUCGCCGCCGCCGAGACCGCACCGGACUUCCACGCCCGCUUCGAUGCAACCGGCAAGACCUAUCGAUAUCACCUGCUCACCGAACCGGUGGUCACUCCGCUUCAGACCCGGUACGCCUGGCCCGUGGGGGACAGGCUCUCCCGGGAGGCCAUGGAAGAGGCCGCCGCCGCCCUCGUCGGCCGCCACGACUUCCGGGCAUUUUUUGCUGCUCCACCCGGGGAAGAGCCACGGACCCCGGUUCGGAACAUCUUCACGGCGAGCUUCGGCCAAAGAGAGAACAUGUUGGUCUUCGAGGUCGCAGCGGACGGAUUCCUGCGCUACAUGGUUCGCCGGAUGGUCGGAACCCUGGUGGCGGUCGGGCGGGGGCAGCUUCCUCCGGAUCGGGUGGGUGCGUUACUCCGCGACCCGGAGCUGCCGGGCCCCCGGUUCCGGGCGCCCGCCGCCGGACUCCGGCUCUACCGCGUUCACUACGACGGCAGCGCCUCAGGAAAGCGCCACUCGCAACGCGCGGGCUGA
This is a messenger RNA of Geodia barretti, 804 nucleotides long. NCBI's taxonomy places the organism in Eukaryota, Metazoa, Porifera, Demospongiae, Tetractinellida, Geodiidae. The record is from the annotation of a GenBank genome assembly.